CGUCUGCACACACACAAACGCGCGCUCAAGUUUCUCAAGUCUCUCCCGCGUGACGUUGGUGGAAGAGCCCUCAGGAUGUCGGUCGGCCUGGAGUUGCUCGGCAUCUCCCUGUGCAUCCUGGGAUGGAUCAUCGGCAUCGUGGCGUGCGCCUUGCCCAUGUGGAGGGUGACGGCGUUCAUCGGGAGCAACAUCGUGACGGCGCAGAUCAUCUGGGAGGGUUUGUGGAUGACCUGCGUGGUGCAGAGCACGGGCCAGAUGCAGUGUAAGGUCUACGACUCCAUGCUGGCACUCUCGCAGGAUCUCCAGGCCGCUCGGGCCCUCACCGUCAUCUCCAUCUUGCUGGCCAUCAUGGCCGUGCUCAUCGCCAUAACCGGCGCCAAGUGCACCAACUGCAUCGAGGAGGAAGCCUCCAAAGCCAAGGUGAUGAUAGUCUCCGGGGUUUUCUUCAUCGUGUCUGGCGUCAUGCAGCUCAUUCCCGUCUCCUGGUCGGCCAACACCAUCAUCCGGGAUUUCUACAACCCCUUGAUGACGGACGCCCAGAGGCGAGAACUGGGCGCCGCGCUCUACAUCGGGUGGGCGGCCGCCGCGCUGCUCAUCCUGGGAGGUGGGCUGCUUUGCUGCUCCUGUCCGCCGAGCGAGGCGCGCUACAGCAACUCCAGAAUGGCGUACUCAGCCUCCAGGUCGGCAGGAGGGCAAGGGAUGGAGAGGAAGGACUACGUGUGAGCGAGGAUGUGGACAAAAAAAAAGACUGCCAGGAGAUGAUGGGAAAAUGAUUUCUGUACAUUUUUAACUAACUGUAAGUCUCCCGUGUGACUUGUUCGAAAUUCAUUAACAACUUUUUUUGAGCUACGUAGAAAAGAAUACUGGUUCAUUGUUCCUUCUGCCAUAUUAGAAAAGCUCUGAAUUGUUUCAUCUGUCACUAAACUUUGCUGGAACCAUUUCAUUGUUUCACCUGUCACUAAACAUUGCUGGAACCAACAUUUUUAAAGAUCUUUGUCUAUAUUUUUGAGUCUCAUUGAAUUUCAUGAAAUGCGUGUGAGUGUGGGCUGGAUCAAGUAUUCCACAAAAGGUUUAAAAUAAUAAUCGUAUGUAGGGCAAGAGACUGUUUUUUGGUAAUUAAAAAAAAAAAAAAAAAAAAAAACAACUUCACUUAAC
Messenger RNA from Corythoichthys intestinalis (scribbled pipefish), 1155 nucleotides. RefSeq names its product claudin-3-like. The record is from RefSeq and is a predicted model, not a curated record. Gene Ontology annotation, cellular component: plasma membrane; bicellular tight junction. NCBI's taxonomy places the organism in Eukaryota, Metazoa, Chordata, Actinopteri, Syngnathiformes, Syngnathidae. Bases 76 to 723 code for a protein of 215 amino acids. Gene Ontology annotation, biological process: bicellular tight junction assembly; cell adhesion. The transcript has a single exon. Gene Ontology annotation, molecular function: structural molecule activity.